Molecule: messenger RNA, 982 nt
Organism: Micropterus salmoides (largemouth bass)
Lineage: Eukaryota; Metazoa; Chordata; Actinopteri; Centrarchiformes; Centrarchidae
Exons: 7
Coding region: 86-982 (298 amino acids)
Biological process (GO): cell surface receptor signaling pathway
Molecular function (GO): transmembrane signaling receptor activity
Source: RefSeq, a predicted model, not a curated record
UCUUUACUGGCACAGCUUCCUCUUAGUCUUCCUCAUAAUGUAUGCUUUCAAGCUUUAAAGUGGUGUUUCAGUUUUGGAUGUGAAGAUGGGACAUACUUUGUUCUGUGUGCUGGGGUUAUUCUUGCUGAAUACACUCCUCCACUCUGGACAUGCUGAAGCAAAUAAAACCAAACCUGUCCUCACUGUGUCUCCAUCCUGGCUGAGUCCUGGAGCCUCAGUAACUCUGAGCUGCAGUGUUAAAGAUCCAUCUGCAGGAUGGAGGUUCUUCUGGUAUAAAGCUGUUCCCAAACUAUCAGGCAACUACUACGACCAAGAGCUGCUACCUGGCAGAAGCAACGGGACUGAACAGGAUUCCUUCAUUGUUCGUGAACAGACACACACAGCAGGAUAUAAGUGCAGAGCUGGAAGAGGAGAUCCAGUGAACUACACUAAUUAUAGUAACACUAUGUUUGUCUGGUCUAAAGAUUUUCAUCCAGCAACAGUCAGAGUGAGUCCUGACAGAGAGCAGCACUUUUCCUCUGAGCCUGUCUCACUGAGCUGUGAGGGAAACUCUUCUAAGUGGAGAGUGAGGAGGUUCACUAAAGCCGGCCAUCUGUCAAACUGUUCUAAGUGGGGAACAAUGACUGGAUCCACAUGCAACAUCAACGAACUUCCAAACAAAACUGCAGUGUACUGGUGUGAGUCUGAAUCAGCUCAAUUCAGUAACGCGGUCAACAUCACCGUACAAAGACCUGAAGACUCUUCAUUUCUUCUGCAGUUGAUUGUUGGGCCAGUUUGUGGAAGUUUACUGAUUAUUCUCCUGCUGCUGUUGUGUUGCUACAGAAAGUCAAAGGAUUCAAAUUUUGCCAGGACCCCACAGAGAACCAAUCCGGGCUCUGCUCCAGAUCAAGUGGUUUACCAGAAUGAAACUACAGUGCACUCUCUCAUCUGCAUGGUCAGCCUUAAAAAUGAUCCAGAUCCAUUUAUCAUUUCAUGUUUAUGA